GGCCACCAAAAAUUUCAAAAUAGUCGUCCAGUCGGCGACUACAAAAAAAUGGGCCGUAGAUUAAAUUAUCCGCACAAUAAACGAAAAUUAAACGGCGCGCAACGGAUUUUAUCCCUAUCAAUAACGUCACAAUAUGGCUGCGUCCAUAGCGUAAAAAAAAAUCACAUUGUCCGUGGAAAAAUGUGGCGGUUUCUUGACGGUGUUAGCGAACCGAAAAAGAAAAAGCUAUCGGCCGAUGACAAAAGAAAGUACUUCAAUGAAUAUGAGAAAAAUAAACGUUCAAGAUCGUUCCUACUGGACUGGAAAAAGGAAAGACCGUGGCUUGAAAACACCGAGAACGGAAUGAAAUGCAGCUAUUGUAACGAAUAUGAAAGCAAACGUCAAUCUUUGUUCGUUCAAGGUUGUAAAAGUUAUAAAAUUGAAACAAUCAAAUUACAUGAACAGUCCAAAUCCCAUCUUAAGUGUCAGGCUUGUUAUCAUGCAAAAUGUGUGCCUGCAAGUAUGUCGGAAGCUGGGAAAUUAGUGCAAAAGUUAAAUCAUGAAAAUUUCAAGAAAAUGGCCAUUUUAUUUAGGACAGCGCACGCCCUUGCUAUACAUAACCGUCCGUUUACUGACUUUAUAUGGAUGUGUGAGCUUGACUCUGUAAAAAAUGUUAAUGUCGGUGAAACUUACAGAAAUGCAGCAGCAGCUAAAACUUUCAUAUACUAUAUUGCUAAAAAUGAAAUUACAAAAGUGUCAUCACGCAUAAGUACAUCAAAAUUUCUCUGUAUUAUUGGAGAUGGGAGCACAGAUGCCUCUGUUAAAGAGCAAGAAAUGUGGUUUGUCAGAUAUUGUAGAGAAGGCAUCAUAUCUACUGACUUUAUAGGUGUUGAUAGCUGUGACAAAGCAUCUGCUGAGAAUAUUGUAAAUGGCCUACAAAAUGUUGUUCAAACUAAUCUUUCUUAUGACUGGAAUAAAUUUCUUCUGAAAACUGUUGCCAUAUCAUGUGAUGGUGCCAGUGUAAUGGUUGGAUGUAAAGGUGGAGUUGGAGCUAUUUUAAGAAGACAACAGCCUGAUAUGAUUACGAUCCACUGUAUGGCUCACCGCCUAGAAUUAUCCCUAAAAGAUGCUGCCAAAUCAGUGAAAUUAUAUGAAAAAACUAUUAGUGUCCUUGCAAUGGGACUCUAUUAUUUUUAUCAUAAUAGUAGCCUAAAUAGAGCAAUGUUGAAAAGGAGUGAAUGUGCGCUGAAAACAGAUGAUGACAAGGGCUUAUUGCUACCAAGCAGGGUUGGAGGUACAAGGUGGAUUGGGCAUACUGCAUUGGCUUUACAAAAUAUCACAGUAUCCUAUAAAUAUAUAAUUAGCCAUCUUGGACAGUUAACAGAACCAUCUGAACGUGUGUCAACAGAUUCACGGGCCAAAGCCUAUGCUUUUUUGAAACUUCUUCAGACAAAGAGCAUUAUAUAUUUCAUCUAUUUUUUGAUAGAUGUUCUAAGUGUCUUAAAAAGAUUGUCACUAGGUGUCCAAAACAACCAGUGCUUGAUCUCCCAACAACACUCGACUAUAGAAUCAUGUUGGAAGUUCUUAGAGGAUACAAAACUAGAUUUUGGAACAGAAGACUUGCUAACUUUAAUCAGUCAUUUUCGUACUUUAUUUGAAAAAGCUGGGUUGAACUGUGAUGAGAUUGAGAUGGAGUGGAUCAUGUUGAAGAAGGCUAUUUGUGAAAACACAGCCAAGUUUGAAUCAUGGACACAAGUAAAUGAAAUAUAUGGACACCAGUAUCGGAAUAUAUUAGAUGUAAUGGAUCUUAUUUUAACUAUGAGCCCAAGUAGUGCUGAAGCUGAAAGGGGAUUUUCAUUGAUGAAAGUUCUAAAAACAAAAAUCCGAUCAACAUUGAGUCAGGGUAGUUUAAAUGACCUAUUAAUUACCAAGUUACAUGCUCCUAAAAUUGGAGAUUUUAAUCCUAGUGAGGCUGUUUAUCUAUGGAACAGUGAGGGAAACCGCACUAAAAGAGUGAACUUUAAAGACAUGUCAGCAAGUAAAAGAAAACCAACUGUGUUUACUCAAACACCAGAUGUUGUUGUUCCACAAGAGACUGAGAGCAUUGUAAUGUCUAAGCCAAUUCCUGUUUCAAAAGACUUGGAAACUGGUCCUGAAUUAGACAAAAGCAGUACCUCUAUUGUUUAUGAGGAAUCCCAACAAUCCAGUGUUUCUGUAGAGGUUCAAACAGAUCAAAUUCCUUCUGUUGAAGCCAGCACACAAACAUUUGACAAUGAACUUGUGAGCAAACAGUAUAGAUUUUCUUCAAUAACAUCAGAGGAACAAUCAAAUAAGUACUAUUCCUCAUCUGAUGAGGCCAGUGACUAUUCUGAUAUUGACUCAGACUUGGAGGAAGAUAUUGUGUUUUCAAAAUUGUUGGACUUAAAUACUAGAGACUGAUACAGAUAGAUAUUUAACACAUCAUAACUAAACAAUACACAAAUAAAGAACUCUGUUUCAGUGAUAUGAUUUUAUUUACAAAGUUUUUAAUUAAAUUAAUAAUUUUCAUAGAUUCAGAAUAUGACUUGUUAUAUUAACUCGAUAAAUUGUAGGUCCACUAAAAUAUUUACUGGGCCACCAAAAUUUUCCAGUCAGUG
Molecule: messenger RNA, 2615 nt
Organism: Ruditapes philippinarum (Manila clam)
Lineage: Eukaryota; Metazoa; Mollusca; Bivalvia; Venerida; Veneridae
Product: zinc finger protein 862-like
Exons: 4
Coding region: 49-2418 (789 amino acids)
Source: RefSeq, a predicted model, not a curated record